CUGCAACUGAGAGCGGCACGAUCCCUUGCCAUCUUGGUGCCACUUUAGUAAAAUCAGACCUACUAGAUUGAGUCUUCAAUUCGGCCGCCGGACAGUUUUUUACUCUUUGGUUUUCUUGCAAUUUGCGUUCAGUUAUUACCAGCUCGGAAAUGGAUACAAGAAAAAUUGCGGAAUUGUUGAGGGCAACCAUCGACCCGAACCAGCAACAGCAGGCCGAAGAACAACUGACACAGGUCCACAAAAUUAUUGGGUUUGCCCCUUCCCUGUUGCAAGUUGUGAUGGCUAAUGACAUGGACAUGCCUGUUCGUCAAGCAGGUGUCAUUUACUUGAAGAACAUGGUCACACAAAACUGGCAGGAAAGAGAGGUAGAAGCAGGCCAGCCUCAGGUGUUUCACAUUCAUGAGCAGGAUAGGGCAAUGAUUCGUGAUGCAAUUGUUGAUGCAAUGGUUCAUGCUCCUGAUCUAGUUCGUGUACAACUUGGGGUCUGUGUAAAUCAUAUUGUUCGGUAUGAUUUCCCUGGGAAAUGGACCCAAAUUGUUGACAAGAUAAGCAUUUAUCUUCAAAGUCCAGACCCUAAUGGAUGGAUGGGAGCUCUUUUAAGCUUGUAUCAGCUUGUCAAGAACUUUGAGUACAAGAAAGUAGAAGAGAGAACACCAUUAACUGAAGCCAUGAAUUUGUUAUUGCCACAAGUGCAGCAACUACUUGUUCGGCUACUUCCUGAUCUUUCAGAACAAUCUGUGCUUCUCCAGAAGCAAAUCCUCAAGAUUUUCUAUGCUCUAACACAAUAUUCUCUUCCUAUGGGACUGUUAACUAAACCCAUCUUCACCCAGUGGAUGGAGCUGGCACGUGCUAUAGCAGAUCGUCCAGUUCCCGAGCAAACUUUGUCAAUUGACGAGGAUGAAAGACCAGAACUUCCGUGGUGGAAAUGCAGGAAGUGGGCCAUGCAUAUCCUUGUUCGUGUUUUUGAACGUUAUGGCAGCCCCGGAAAUGUUAACAAAGAAUACAAAGAAUUCGCUGAUUGGUUCCUUAAAACCUUUUCUGCCGGUAUCUUGGAGGUUAUGAUGCGCACCCUUGAUCAACACCGCCGAAAAGUCUACGUCUCACCUCGCGUUCUUCAACAGACUUUGAAUUACGUUAACCAAGCUGUUGGUCACGCCUUCUCUUGGAAGAUGUUAAAGCCCCAUUCAGCAGCUGUCAUCCAAGAAGUUCUCUUCCCCAUCUUGUGCUACACAGAUGCAGAUGAAGAGCUAUGGCAAUGCGAUCCUCAUGAAUAUAUUCGAACCAAGUUUGACAUAUUUGAAGACUAUGUCAGCCCAGUUAUGGCUGCACAGACUUUGCUCCACACAAUUUGUAAAAAGAGGAAAGAUCAGCUUCAGAAAACAAUGGAAUUCCUCAUGCAGGUACUCACUGCACCAAAUGCUGAUCCUCGGCAAAAAGACGGUGCACUACACAUGGUUGGAAGCCUGGCUGACAUUUUACUGAAGAAACCACUAUAUAAAAGCCAAAUGGAGCAAUUGCUUGCUCAAUUUGUCUUUCCAGAGUUUUCUAGCGCUCAUGGCCACUUGCGCGCUCGAGCUUGUUGGGUCCUGCAACAUUUUUGUAAUAUUAAGUUUAAUGAGGAGACCAUCCUGGCUGAAGCCAUUAAUCUGACCCAACGAUCUUUGUUGACGGAUUCUGAAUUACCUGUGAAGGUGGAAGCUGCAGUGGCUCUUCAAAUGCUGUUAAGUGGCCAAGAAGAAAAAGCAGAAAAAUAUGUUGAACCACACAUUCGACCAAUUACGCUGGAGCUUUUGAACAUUAUUCGAGAAACUGAAAAUGAUGAAUUGACAACGGUUAUGCAGAAAAUCGUAUCAACUUACACCGAACAGCUUAUGCCUGUAGCUGUUGAGAUUUGUCAGCAUCUUGUGACCACUUUUGGCCAAGUCAUUGCCCACGACGAAGAGUCAGACGAGAGAGCCAUCACCGCCAUGGGGCUGCUCAAUACAAUUGAAACACUGAUUGCCGUCAUGGAAGACCACGAAGAUGUGUUGACCCAGCUAGAACCCGUUGCGCUGCAGGUUGUUGGACUGAUUUUCACACAGUCAGCUAUGGAAUUCUACGAAGAAGCUCUUUCUUUAGUCUUUGAUCUUACCAGUAAAAAAAUCUCUGCCGACCUUUGGAAAGUUUUGGAAAUGAUCUAUCAAGUUUUCGAAAAAGACGCCUUUGACUACUUUACCGAUAUGAUGCCUGCUCUUCAUAAUUAUGUCACUGUCGACACGGAAGCAUUUGUUAGCAACCCAAACUAUCUUUUGGCUUUGUUUAAUAUGUGCAAAGCUAUUUUAACUGGUGAUGCCGGGGAAGAUGCUGAAUGCCACGCCGCCAAGCUGUUGGAAGUUAUACUGUUGCAGUGCAAAGGACGAGUAGAUCAGUGUAUCCCCUCUUUCGUUGAGCUUGUUCUAUCUAGGUUAACUCGUGAGGUGAAAACAUCUGAGCUAAGAACCAUGUGCUUGCAGGUUAUAAUCGCUGCUUUGUAUACAAGUCCUAACCUAGUUUUAGAGACGCUCAAGCGACUCCAGGCAGCCAUGGGUGAUUCUUCCCAAUCACUGACUUCACACUUCAUUCGCCAAUGGAUUCAUGACACAGACUGCUUUUUAGGUCUCCACGAUCGUAAACUCUGUGUGUUGGGAAUGUGCACGCUCAUCACGGCUGCUCCAUCUCAUCCUGGCCUUGUUGAAGAGUGCGCACAACAAAUUGUGCCAUCUCUGCUAUUACUCUUUGACGGACUGAAACGUGCUUACGCCGCCAAGGCAGCUGAAGAAGAGGAAAAUGGCGACGAUGAAGACGAUGAUGAUGAAGAGUGUGAGGAAGUGCUCAGCUCUGACGAAGAUGAUAUUGAUCAUGAUGGACAAGAUUACUUGGAGCGCCUGCAGGAAAAAAUUUCGAAAGCUUCUGGUCAGUCUCCAUUUCCUAUCACUACUGUCAUCAAGGAUCUCCCUGGCGACGAGGACGAUGAAGAUGGUGACGACGAUGACGAUGAUGAAGACGAAGAAGAAGAAACAGCCCUUGAGGGUUACACUACUCCGUUGGACGUUGAAAAUUGUGAAAUAGAUGAAUACAUCAUUUUCAAGCAAGUACUAGAAGAAGUUCAAGGUACUAAUCCCGGUUGGUACAACGCUUUGACUGGAGCUCUGACAGGUGAUCAGCAAAAAGCCCUAAACGACGUAAUUGUUCUUGCUGAUCAACGACGCGCAGCCGCUGAAAGUAAGCGGAUUGAAGAGGCUGGAGGCUACAGUUUCAACCAACAAACGGUUCCCGAUUCUUUUAAUUUCGGAGGAAAUGGGUCUACUUCACCAUUUAGCAGAUGAAUGUUUCUUACUAACGUUAUCGUAUAAUUCCUUAUCAAUAUGGUUCUAUUUGAUAACAUCCGUCACUAUCACAUUUAUUGAUAGCUGUGCUUUGACCUUUUUUCAUCAAUGCCUGGUUUUCUUAUUGAAUCUGUCUGAUUAGGUUAAAUUGCCCAUUUGUUUUGUUUUUUUGGUUGCCUUUUUUUUUUUUGGAGGGGAAUUUUUGUGUUGUGCAUUUAGGCUUUGCUUGGGAAGGUUAAUCUAACUGCUGAUAAUGCGCUCUUUGUAGAAAGUAGGAACACUGAAUAGUUCGAUACUUUCUAUUCUCAUCAGUAGCAAAGCCUAGUCAUCCAUUCCCUUCCUCCUUCUGCUUGAACCGUGUAUCGUUCCGUAUGACGAGUAAAGAACGGUGAUGGAUAUUCAAGAAAAAAUUACAGCUGAAUGAUGAAACUUAAUAAAAAACUAAUGAUGGAACGCAAAA
Molecule: messenger RNA, 3804 nt
Organism: Daphnia pulicaria
Lineage: Eukaryota; Metazoa; Arthropoda; Branchiopoda; Diplostraca; Daphniidae
Gene: msk
Product: importin-7-like
Exons: 14
Coding region: 150-3344 (1064 amino acids)
Biological process (GO): protein import into nucleus
Cellular component (GO): nuclear envelope; cytosol
Molecular function (GO): small GTPase binding
Source: RefSeq, a predicted model, not a curated record